Spizellomyces punctatus DAOM BR117 is the source of this 5321-nucleotide messenger RNA. RefSeq lists its product as uncharacterized. The record is from RefSeq and is a predicted model, not a curated record. Gene Ontology annotation, molecular function: GTPase activator activity. The transcript is spliced from 6 exons. Lineage: Eukaryota; Fungi; Chytridiomycota; Chytridiomycetes; Spizellomycetales; Spizellomycetaceae. Gene Ontology annotation, biological process: signal transduction. The coding region runs from base 536 to 5044 and encodes 1502 amino acids.
AAAGCAAAACUACUCGCAAGUGGCGGGCAAAUAGGACCUUUUUUCUCUCCUUUUUCUUUCACAUCUCUUUAGGCAUCCCGCAUCGACAGGGCACCGGGGGCUCCUGGGCGUGGACCUAAACCGUGAUACGCAGUGGAACGGGUACCCCCAACUCAUCGUCCAAGAGAAGGACGGUCAUUUUGUGGACCUGUCAGCGUCGACAGCUAGCUUCAAUUCAUUCCGUUACCUGCUGUCCACGCCUAAUUGUAGGAACAGUGGCGCGAGCGACGUUUUCACAAAAGCAGCCAAAAGCCAUCGUUGUUCCAUAGUCUUGGACGUUCUUAAAGGUCUUUGGGAUUGGAAGGAGGCGUUGGAGAUUGGAUCUCAUCCCUUGCGUGCCUUGCAGACAGCUAGAAGGUCGAUUGAUUAUCUGUCGCCCGGUUUGAACCAGGAGAAUGCUAUGACCGAGGUGGCCAUAAGCUGUAGUCGAAACGAACGCAUUAUUAUUUCCAAGCGUCGUACCUACAAGAACAUUGACUUGCGUUGACGCUGCACGAUGAGUUCCACUACUUCUCCGACGUCUCCUAUUCACGAAUCCGCAAUGACGCAUACGGCAGAGGCUAAGCGGGUAGUAGACACUGGCACACAAACCGAAGUUGAAUUGGAAGACGCAGAAUCCCAAGCAACGCUGAGUAUUACAAUACCGCAUUCUCAAUUAUCCUUUUUCCACAUUGAAGAAGCUGGUAAAGGGAGGAAAGAAAAGAAGCGGAUGUCUGCAAUAAUAGUGUCAUCGAGCGGGACAGAUGGAACUGUCACGGACGACGUUUCAGUACUGUCUAUCAGCCUGUCCAGCCGCUAUUCGGUCAGCUCGGUCAAAUCCAUAAAGUCGCCUGACAAACCUUUUGCUGCCAAGAACAGCAUUAUCAUAAGUGGUGCCGAGCAGAUGCAAGACAAGUCUAUCGCUAUUGACCUGCUUCCUUCAUCAAAGCUCACCGCCGUUACCGCGCCGUCCUCCUUACCCACGCGGACAAAGGACUCUGAGCUCUUCCCAAUUCCGGCUUACGAAGAAGUUGCUAAUAAUGCGAGUCCUGGUGCCGAGGAGAAAGCUCCCAGUUCAGUGAUUGCAAACGAUGUAUCGAUGGUGACCCGGCAGCCUAGCACAGCAACAUUGAAUGAUUCCAAUUAUCAGCCAGAAUCUCAAAUGAACAGUUCUUCCGUUCGCCAGUCCAUUACCGCUCUGCCCAAGCUACCACCUUUGAAUGUUCAUGAGAUAAUAGUUCAUCCUGAAGCAGCCAGUAUGCUCCGAACACUCUCUUUACAGUGGCCCGUUCUUAAAUGUGGCCUUCUUCUUCGAAAAGAGGUGCUUGCAUCAUCUUCGGCAUCGAUGCACCUUCGAAGUUUGGAUCGACCAUCAGCUGUCAGAAUGGUGGGCCGCUCCUUGGGGACGCUUUUGAAAGGGAAGCGCAGAACCAGAGGGCCUGGCGACUACGUCGAAUCGAGACCCGCUUACUCUACAGAAGAUGACGAAUGGAAUUUGUUUUACGCCGAAGUUAGGGGGCGGUAUUUGAUGUUCUACGUGUUGCAGGAGCCUCCCCGACAAAAUUCGUCGCCAGUGAAUCCUGGAACAGGAGCUCCCCCCCUGCCUGCGAAAUCGGCUGUUCCGGCAAAAGGGCCAUCUCAGGUGACCGCAGCUGGGCGCGAUGGACUUCUGCAUAAACCUUUUACGAAGCUUUUUAAUACGUUGGGGAAGAAAGCAAGAUCAGAUCCUGCGAGAAAGUCAUCCGCUGACUUGGCUGCGAAGCUCUUCCGCAACGAGAGGUCAUCUGUGGAUGAUGUGCGACGACCAUCCAAUGAACAGCAGAGGACCAUUCUGGCAAAUCUCACACCCGAUGCUCUCAAGGACGCACCGCGUACUCUAGUUCACUAUCUACCGCUUCACAAGGCUUUAGUGGAACCUGUGCCACAAGCAAGGACAGGGGCGAUGACCUCACCGGGCAACUCGUCCUCUUUUGUCAGUACGAGUUCAUGUCAUGUGAAUUCGCAUCUUGUCCUUAGCACCACCCCGGUUGAACGGCAUCACGAAGCGGGUCUGGCUGGCGCGAAAUGCGAUCAAGUUUUGCUGGAUAUCGUUCUGCACGAAGAUAUCCUACUAGAUCACAAUGAGCUCACUGUCUCUACCGUGAACUCCACGAUGCGUGAUACACACGCGCGUCGCCAAGAGAUUCAGGAAUGGAUGACAGCCAUCCGCACUGUCAGCGAUUUUCAACCACCGUCGUAUGACCCUGAAAGGGUAUCAUUGAGCCCAUCGCUUGUUGAGAAUGCUGAACCCGGAGAUAAACGACCGGAGAGCAUACACCAUGAGAAACGAGCUGGUCCGCUACCUGUUCAGAUGAUUUUCAAAGAAAAUAGCUCCAUAUCUAGUAUAAAGAGCUCUGAAAGUGCACAAUCGUUAAAAGAAAACUCCGGGAAUCAAAGAUCACCGUCUGUUGAAGAGCUCCCGGAACCGCUUGACUCAGUGGCCCGGGACGAGCGCCAAAAGGGACCGUCAAGCCCCGCAUCAUUCCCUUCAUCAGCCUUGCUGAAUAGUCCGCUGCCACCUACACUGACGGACUCUCUACCCGCUGCCGAACCAUUGAUUCUAAACACUGUAGCUGCGGAUGCGUCCGUUCGUGCCUCUCAUCCAAGCGUUCCUGCGCCUGGUAACAAGUCGUUUGCAAAGUUGAUCUCUAAUAAGUGGAAGAUGACGUUUGAAAAGGAGAAAGAACCCGCACGUGCAAAACCCGUAAUUUCGGGCCCGACCAACUUCACAAAGCUUGAGGUAUCGCCGGAAAUGCUUGUAAAGAACGCCGCCGCUAUCAGCGGGCCAAUUUCGGGAAGCCCGCCAUCCCGUUCUAAGCUGGAUAUGAAACCAUUGUCGGUGGCUGGCGAAAAGGAGUUGGUCCCUUCGUCCGAACCAUCAGUGAAUGACUCCGAUGCCAGGAGGAAAGAUGAUCGCCGAAAGGGUGAGAAGGCACCUCGAACCAACGUCCAUAAAAAGAAAAGUCAUAAGGGCGAGGAGAAAGAUCCAGGGUCUAAUGUGGUGGCCAGUAAGAAAGAUCGCGAAAAGGAGAGAAAACGGGAAGGAAAAGACAAAAGCAAAUUCCACAAGGCCUCUUCAAGCUCUUUUGUAAUAUCGGCCCCUAUUGCGGUUACUGCAAGCGAUUCGACUGGUGUACACCAGCAACAACCCCAGAAAAUACAUCCACCGGCUUCAGAUCUGGAUCAGCAGCCUAGCGUCUCCACGUCGAGACUAUUCUUCCCUUUUUUCAACAAAAGCCUCUUUACUCCGAAGGAGAAGGAAAGCCUCGCUGCCAUAUCCCCUGCGGCAGACAUCUUAAAGCGCACAGCUACUGUGUCUUCAAGGGCGUCAACAGUAAGACGGCGUGUUGGUAAGUCGCGGCCGCCGUCUUCUGGUACCAUGGCUAGCGAUCGCGGAACAAUCGGGAGCGCAGUACGUGAUGGGCAAGGGCGUGUGCCUCUGGAACUGAGGAAGUGCAUUGCGUUGGUUGAAGAUAUUGGAAUGGAAACCGAAGGACUUUAUCGGAUAUCUGGAAGCGCUGCCAGUGUUGAGCGGCUACGACGCCUAUUGAUGAUUAACCCAUCCAAUGUGUAUCUUCAAGCGCCGCCCACCACACUGCCGUUGUCUUCGCCUCUGUCUGCUAUGGUGACGGCUGAGAUUGUGGCCGCAGCUGAAAAGAUACCCAGUCUACCGCACAGAUCGUCAAGACUGUCACUUGCCGAAACCGUCUCCUCUGCGCGAUCUAGCGUUGAUUUCGGACCUUCUCUUUUUGAGAUGCGUCGCGCGUCUCGAGCACGUCGGCUAUCUACCUCUAGUAUCCCUCCAGGCAUAGCUGGAUUGUCUGGCCCAUCGUUGUACGACAAUGACAUACACGUUGUGACUGGGGUGAUCAAGGGCUUUUUGAGAGACGGCUUGGGAUCCAAGAAGUUACCAAUCUGCACCUUUGAUGCUUACGAAGAUUUCAUUUCGGCCACUCAGAUUGGCGACUGGCGAUCCCGAAUGAUUGCCAUACAAGACCUUGUCCAUUCCCUCCCAGCUAACCAUUUCGCGACUCUAAAGUUUAUAUGCGAGCAUUUGAACCGCGUUGCUUCCAAAUCCGAGAAGAAUCGCAUGUCUGUGCGUAACCUAUCCAUCAUUUUUGGACCGACCCUGUUACGACCUCCACCUGCACUUGACUCGAUGGCGCGAAUUAUCGAAGACAUGCCGUUUCAAUGCACCGUUGUUGAGACUCUGAUCGAACAGGUUGACUGGGUCUUUGGUCCAAUUGAGUAUGAAGAAGUGGAGGAAGUCGUGGAGUAUGGUGAUCUUGAGCAUUUGCAAGACUUGGUGGUUGCAGAUGAUGAGGAGGAUAUUACGAGCAACAUUGUGGUUGGUGGGACAGAGUCUAAUCAGAAUGAUGUUGCUUCUGAUUGUGGUGUAGUUGGGUCUGCGGAUGGGUCAACUGUAGGGGUUGACAAGGAAAUCCCGCAUACGGAAAAUGAACCGACAUCCCUACCAGAGGCCGCCGAUCUACCUAAUCAACAAGCAACGGACUUGCACCCGGAGGAGGGCGGGAAUACCACUGGCCACCCCGCGGUGCCUUCUGGAGGCCGACUUCGCCACACCAAAUCCAAACUCGACCGUCGUCGUGGUCAUAUUCUUCCAUCUAUGUACCUCAACGACCUCUGCGAGAACAUGCACGUUGAUACAUUGGGUUAUUACCCAGUCAACACCACCAGCGUAUCAUCCGGUGUGGACCCUUCGCCUCGUCGAGGAUCAGCAUCGUCAACCUCAACCCCUCUUCAGCGCUCACAGCACAGCCCGUCCUCCUCUUCUGCCUCAAGCACUCUUAAUUUGCCUCCUCUUCCCGCGCCCUCUCAAUCCGGCUCUGUUACGACUACCAUACCACCACCGACCCCGACGUCCCUCAUAAACACGACAAGAGUCUCUUCCUCAUCUGGGGACCAUGAGCCGCCGCGGUUGAGCUUGAAUUUGGAUAUUGAGGAACGGUCCUUCUUGGACAUUUGAUAUGGUGUAUAGUUAUUGUUCUUUUGCUUGUCUUUUUUCCCUUUUCUGUAUGUGUGCGUAGUCUAAGAUAGUGGAUAUGGGACGAGUAGUUUACAUGAUUGUUUAGCAGGGCUCGUAUCGUUUUCUUUUUUUUUCUUUACAUGCUUUUUUUGUUGGAACGUUUUUCGUAUAGGUUUGAUAUUGAAUUUUCAGCAUAGUAUGUUCUGUAGCAGUUUGAAGUGAAGACGACAUUUUUUUUCUGAUAAUAACAUUGUAUGGUUCCCAGUUAAAUGAGAGA